AUGGAUCUACUUGUGCUCUAUGGAAUCAUGAAUGAGGGUACAAUCAAUGUUCUGGGUUCGUUGCUGUCAACCUUCCAGGUUAGGUCUGGGCUGACUUGGGUAGAACACUACUUUGAGAUGUCCAAAUAUGAUGCACAAAGAGCACUCACCAUUUACAAGACCUUUACGAAGCAAACGAACAUGGUUGUCGAAUUCCUUGGGACUGCUCGACAGUAUGAAAAUGCCACACGACUUGAAAUCCCGAAAUUGAAACAUGCGCCCACGAGCUUGACUUCUUCCCUCGAAGAAUAUUUAAAUGACGCAGACUUUGAGGUCAACCGCCGGCAGUAUCUGGCACAUCAGCAAGCCAAGAAGGAUGGUAAGCCACUUCCUAGCUCUACAGAUACAUUCAAGAAGCCCAACGUAAAUUCUGGGUCAGCAUCAAAACCCGAGCUGGAAUCAAAGCCGGGUCAGAAGGAUUUCUCCGCGCCUUUAGCAUCGAAGAGCCCAGCUCCAGACCUCAUAGAUUUUUUCGAAUCAAUAGAGCAAAACCAGCAGCCGAUGGCUGUUCAGCAUCAACAGUCAUUGCCUCAGAUUCAGAAUCCUCAGCAAAAAGGCUUUUUGCCGGAGCAAAACUUUUACUCACAAAACGGACAGCAGUUGCAAGCCCCUCAACAAAAUGGCACUGGUUUCGGCAAUACAAACCCUUUUGGCCCACCUGUAUCACAGCAACUAAUUCAGCAGGAUGGCGUUGGAAUUGGAGCUGGCUUUGGAGGCUAUGCAUCGCAACAAUAUCCUCAGCAGCAGCAGCAGCAGCAACAGCUACCGCAUUCGCAUCCGCAGGAUAUGUUUACAUACACGUCGCAAACGACUGGGUCGAGCUUCCCCUCUCAGCAACAGCCAUUCAGCACAGGGCAAACCUCCUUUGCCUCCUCACAGCAACCUUUUAUGACCGGACAAUCUCAAGCCCAGUCAACGAAUCCUUUUCGGCAAUCCAUGUAUCCACAGGGCACUGGAACAUCCAUGCCAGACUUUCAAGCCUCUCCACCAAUACCCUACCCUCAGAGUCCGCAAUCCACAAACCCUUUCGGUCGUAGUGGCACCAUGCCGCUCAAUAACCAAAACACUAGCUCUCCAUUCACAUCACAUCCGCCUCAACCGCCUCACCAACCAGCUGUGCAGCAAUUGCAGCCCCAGCGUACUGGUACUAAUCCAUUUGCCAGGACUACGCCACAGACGCCACAGAGCCAGCCUCCAGCUCAGUCACUUGUGGCAAGCCAAACAGGAACAAACCCAUUCAGGCAGACUUUGUUUGGGAACCAACAAACAGGCCAGGGUUGGCAAUCUGGCCAGGGGACUAUAGGAGGGUUAGAGCAGCUACCCACAGUUCCUGUAUUUCCAAGAGUAGGUCAGCAGCAACAGCAGCAACAACAGAGUCCUUGGGGAUAA
Bacidia gigantensis is the source of this 1428-nucleotide messenger RNA. RefSeq lists its product as uncharacterized. Gene Ontology annotation, molecular function: clathrin binding; 1-phosphatidylinositol binding. NCBI's taxonomy places the organism in Eukaryota, Fungi, Ascomycota, Lecanoromycetes, Lecanorales, Ramalinaceae. Gene Ontology annotation, biological process: clathrin coat assembly. The record is from RefSeq and is a predicted model, not a curated record. Gene Ontology annotation, cellular component: clathrin-coated vesicle. The transcript has a single exon. Bases 1 to 1428 code for a protein of 475 amino acids.